CUAUUAAGUAGUUAAUGGUACCCACCCCUACCGAAUACCACCGAUGCGAAUCUGCUCAAAAAUCUCAAGUCAUUCGUUGAUUCGUAUGUUCGAUUGAAAUUUAGGCGGCUGAAAUCAUUGCGAAAAUAUGGAUGAGAUGAGUGUUAUUCUACCCGAUAAGGAUGCUGGAGAGAUGGAUUGUAAGCCUGUAAUUGGACAUUAUACUGGUGCUGGAGAUGAAUUGGACGUUGAAGAUUUGUACACGAAGUACAAGAAACUGCAGAGAAUGUUGGAAUUUCUUGAAGUUCAAGAAGAGUACAUCAAGGAUGAGCAGCGUAAUCUGAAGAAGGAGUAUCUCCAUGCUCAAGAAGAAGUAAAACGCAUACAGAGCGUGCCUUUAGUUAUCGGCCAGUUCUUGGAAGCUGUAGAUCAAAACACUGGUAUAGUAGGCUCUACCACGGGUUCUAACUAUUAUGUACGCAUUUUGUCUACCAUUGAUAGAGAGUUGUUGAAGCCUUCAGCUAGCGUGGCGCUUCAUAAGCAUAGCAAUGCUUUGGUAGAUGUGUUGCCACCGGAAGCUGACUCAAGUAUCUCUAUGUUGCAAGCAGAUGAAAAGCCUGAUAUUCAGUAUAGCGAUAUUGGAGGUAUGGAUAUGCAGAAGCAAGAAAUCAGAGAAGCGGUAGAACUGCCUCUUACUCACUUCGAGUUGUAUAAACAGAUUGGAAUUGAUCCACCCAGGGGUGUACUAAUGUAUGGUCCACCUGGGUGUGGUAAGACUAUGCUUGCAAAGGCAGUAGCUAGACAUACUACAGCUGCGUUCAUUCGUGUAGUAGGCUCUGAAUUUGUACAGAAAUACUUGGGUGAAGGACCCAGAAUGGUCAGAGAUGUUUUCCGUUUAGCUAAGGAAAAUUCACCUGCUAUCAUUUUUGUUGAUGAAAUCGAUGCUAUAGCUACGAAGAGAUUUGAUGCUCAGACGGGUGCCGAUCGCGAGGUACAGCGUAUCUUAUUGGAGUUGCUCAAUCAAAUGGAUGGAUUCGAUCAGACAACUAACGUUAAAGUUAUAAUGGCCACGAAUAGAGCUGAUACGUUGGACCCCGCAUUGUUACGUCCUGGCAGAUUAGAUCGGAAGAUCGAAUUUCCUUUGCCUGAUCGUCGACAAAAACGUCUGAUUUUCUCGACGAUCACUACGAAAAUGAAUUUAAGCGAAGAAGUGGAUCUCGAAGAUUACGUGGCGCGGCCAGAUAGAAUUUCUGGCGCUGAUAUAAACGCGAUCUGUCAGGAAGCAGGAAUGCACGCUGUUCGCGAGAAUCGUUACAUAGUGUUAGCGAAAGAUUUCGAAAAGGGUUACAAGAACAAUAUUAAAAAAGACGAAUCCGAGCACGAAUUUUACAAGUAAAAGGGAGAAAGCGUAUUCCUAUAUGUCGUUUACAUGUUAUGGCUUCAUAUAUAUUUGCAAAUUCAUGUAUUACUAUGAAUCUAAUAAUCAAUACACGUUUACACAUUU
This is a messenger RNA of Hylaeus volcanicus, 1483 nucleotides long. It is a transcript of the gene Rpt3, whose product is annotated as 26S proteasome regulatory subunit 6B. Gene Ontology annotation, molecular function: ATP hydrolysis activity; ATP binding; proteasome-activating activity. Bases 128 to 1375 code for a protein of 415 amino acids. The record is from RefSeq and is a predicted model, not a curated record. NCBI's taxonomy places the organism in Eukaryota, Metazoa, Arthropoda, Insecta, Hymenoptera, Colletidae. The transcript is spliced from 6 exons. Gene Ontology annotation, cellular component: proteasome regulatory particle, base subcomplex. Gene Ontology annotation, biological process: proteasome-mediated ubiquitin-dependent protein catabolic process.